AACUGGUCUGCACAGACCGGAGUGCAGCCACAUCAUCGUUUAACACCCGAAUAACAGGAUUAUUUCAUACUUCUACGUUUGUUCCACUUGGAUUAUAAACAGCAAGCUGAGUGUUACCUCUUUUUUCGCUUUCACAAUGGCGCUUGAAAACUCGCUCCCCUCAUGUCGGAAACGUCGAAUUAAUUUCAGGUCAGUGUGGUGGUUUCUGCUAUUGCUGUGUUGUAUCUGUGACAAGGUUUUAGGUCAGAUCAGGUAUACAAUUCCAGAGGAGCUUAAAAAAGGGUCAACAAUCGGCAAUGUAGCUCAUGAUCUAGGUUUAAAUGUGGAACGCCUGCGCUCUGGCCGUGCCCGUAUCGUGACUAGACAAAGCAUCCAGUACACUGAGCUGCAAACAGACAAAGGCGUUUUAGUUGUUAACGAGAGGAUAGAUAGAGAGCAGCUUUGCGGAGAGAUAACACCGUGUAGCUUCACCUUUGAGAUGCUCUUAGAGAAUCCGAUGGAGCUGCACCGAAUAAUGGUGGAAGUCAGUGAUAUAAAUGACAACUCCCCGGUAUUUACAAAGGAGAUGAUUAAAUUCGAAAUAAGCGAAUCUGCAGCGAUGGAGUCGCGCUUUAUGUUACCCAGUGCUGAGGACGCAGACGUUGGCAGCAACGGCUUGCAGAAAUACACAUUAAGUACUAGUGAUGUGUUUAGUUUAAAGCAACACUCAAGCCCAGAUGGACGAAAAUAUGCGGAGUUAGUCCUACAAAAAUCCUUAGAUAGAGAAAGUGAGCCGAAAAUAUCGCUGAAGCUUAUUGCUGCAGAUGGUGGAACUCCGCCUAGAUCUGGUACAGUAAAUAUAGAUAUUACAGUUCUAGAUGUUAAUGAUAAUCCUCCUAUUUUUAACCAGUCUCUGUACAGAACCGCUGUUUCGGAAAACGCAUUAAGAGGCACUUAUAUCACCACAAUUAAUGCAACGGAUGCAGACUUUGGAUCUAACAGCAUCAUCACAUACAGAUUUUCAAACAUGAAAGAGCAACUGACUGACAUAUUUGCUUUAGAUGAAGUCACGGGAAUCAUAACUCUCAAAGGGGAAGUAGAUUAUGAAAAAGAUAGGAAAUGUGAAAUUGUGAUUGAGGCUGUAGACCAAGGUGGGUUUACAGAUUCAGCCAAGGUGCUCAUUGAAAUAUUAGACAUAAAUGAUAAUGCACCUGUUAUAAAUGUGAUGUCUUUUUCCAGCCCUGUGCCGGAGGACUCUCCUGUGGGCACCACAGUGGCGAUAAUUAAUGUAGUUGAUGCAGACUCAGAUAAAAAUGGGCGAAUCACAUGCUCGACAGACCGUUUCCUUCCAUUUAAGAUUAAAUCCACACUAACUAAUUAUUAUGCGUUACUAACAGAUUCAUCUUUUGACAGGGAGGUUGUACCCGAAUAUAACAUAACUGUGAGGGCAACAGAUUCUGGAUCACCUUCCUUGUCAAGCACAGCAGUACUGCGUUUGAGAAUCUCUGAUGUGAACGACAAUCCGCCGGUUUUUGACAAAAUUAACUACGUCGCUCAUCUUACGGAAAACAAUUCUCCCGGCAUGUCCGUUUUUUCUGUCAAAGCGCGUGACCUCGACUUUAAUCAAAACGCAAAAAUAACGUACUUUGUUGAAGAUACGCAGAUUAAUGGUAGUCCAAUGUCUUCUUAUGUGUCGAUAAAUAGUGAAACGGGGGUAAUGAAUGCACUGCGCACGUUUGAUUAUGAACAAAUCAAGGAAAUGCAAUUAAUAGUGAAGGCGCAGGAUGGAGGCUCUCCUCCACUCAGCAGCAGCGUGACUGUGAAAAUCCUGAUCCAGGACCAGAAUGAUAACCCACCUCAGGUUUUAUACCCAGUCCAGACUGGGGGCUCUGUGGUGGCUGAAAUGGUGCCUCGUUCAGCAGAUGUGGGCUACCUGGUGACUAAAGUGGUGGCUGUUGAUGUGGACUCUGGUCAGAACGCCUGGCUCUCCUAUAAACUGCAGAAAGCCACAGACAGGGCGCUGUUUGAAGUGGGCUUACAGAAUGGAGAAAUAAGAACUAUCCGUCAGGUGACUGAUAAAGAUGCUGUGAAACAGAGACUGACUGUUAUAGUGGAGGACAACGGGCAGCCCUCUCGUUCAGCUACAGUCAUUGUUAACGUGGCGGUGGCGGACAGCUUCCCUGAAGUGCUGUCGGAGUUCACUGACUUUCCACACGAUAAGGAGUACAAUGACAACCUGACUUUUUACUUAGUGUUGGCUCUGGCUGUGGUCUCCUUCCUCUUCAUCACGUGUUUAGUGGUUAUUAUAUCAGUGAAGAUCUACAGAUGGAGACAGUCCCGCAUCCUGUAUCACUCCAGCCUCCCUGUUAUUCCAUAUUAUCCUCCACGUUACUCAGACACUUUGGGAACAGGGACUCUGCCACAUGUGUACAACUACGAGGUGUGCAGGACGACUGACUCCAGAAAGAGUGACAAUAAGUUUGGAGGAGCUGGUGGUCAGAACGUGUUGAUAAUGGAUCCCAGUUCUUCAGGGACGAUGCAGCGGAUACAGAGUGAGAAGAGCAUCCUGGAUGAACCUGACUCUCCUCUAGAGGUUAGUUAUUAAGAACUGAUAAUGUAAAAUAUG
Messenger RNA from Girardinichthys multiradiatus, 2605 nucleotides. RefSeq names its product protocadherin gamma-A10-like. The transcript has a single exon. The record is from RefSeq and is a predicted model, not a curated record. The coding region runs from base 137 to 2584 and encodes 815 amino acids. Gene Ontology annotation, biological process: homophilic cell-cell adhesion. Lineage: Eukaryota; Metazoa; Chordata; Actinopteri; Cyprinodontiformes; Goodeidae. Gene Ontology annotation, cellular component: plasma membrane. Gene Ontology annotation, molecular function: calcium ion binding.